Messenger RNA from Thermothelomyces thermophilus ATCC 42464, 1508 nucleotides. RefSeq lists its product as uncharacterized. NCBI's taxonomy places the organism in Eukaryota, Fungi, Ascomycota, Sordariomycetes, Sordariales, Chaetomiaceae. The transcript has 4 exons. Bases 42 to 1109 code for a protein of 355 amino acids. The record is from RefSeq and is a predicted model, not a curated record.
GGAAAGUUCACCUUAGCUAACGCAAGACAUUUGAUGCAGUCAUGGUCAUACUCGCAUAUGGUGCCUUCUGUGGCGCAGUAAACUCCACGUUUGCGUUCGUCGACACUCCGGGGUAUUUUGUGCACCAAUGGGAUAUCCGCCUGCGAGAUCUCAUCCCCACGAGUUAUCACGUCCUCGUCUUCGGCGUCUGCUACUCCUUUGUGCUGCCACUGCUCAAGGUGGCCAUUCUGAUCGAUUGGUGCCGCAUGUUCGUCCCGCACGGCUCGUCGACCAGGAAUGCCUUCUGGUGGGGCUGCGUGGUGAUCAGCUUCGUGCAGAUCGGCGCCGCCGUUGCGACCAUCAUCGCCCUGAACCUCCAGUGCAUCCCGCACCAGGCCAUCUGGGACUUCACGAUUCCGAACGCCAAGUGCUUCAAGUUAUAUCACCUGCAGGUGUCCUCGGCCACCAUCCAGCUCGUGUCCGACGUUGCCAUCUUCCUGCUGCCGCAGCGUGUCAUCUGGAAGCUAAAGAUGUCUUGGAGGAAGAGGAUGGGUGUUUCGGUGAUUUUUGGUCUUGGUUUGCUGGCCUGCGUUUCGGCCGCUUUCCGUCUCGCGACAACCAUUGCAUACGGCGAGGCGCUGGAUGCCAUCUACGCACUCGGUCCCUUGGUGUUCUGGGCCACGGCGGAGAUGGCCUGCGGUUUCUUCAUCGUCUGCAUCCCUUGCUUGCCCAAGAUCCUACAACAGACCGGCGUCCUCCGCAAGAUGAAGAAGGCUCUGGGCAUGUCGACGGGCCCGACGGCCAACUCGGCACAGGCUGGCUACCACACGGGGGGCAAGUCCGGGAAUCGAAGCCGGGGGCCCAAGGUAACGAGCAGCUCUGCACAGGACUCGUACUACAAGCUGGAGGAGGACGGUAUGGCCAUGAAGGAUCUCAAGUCCGAAUCGACGGAGCACCUGCGCGAGGACCAGCAGGGCGGCAAGCUAGGCGCCCCCCGUGGUGCCGCCGCCAUCACCCGCACAACGCACAUCAUGGUCACCGAGGACCAGCGUUCGACGAGCGACGGAGGUAGCAACCCGGACAUGAACAUGUACAACCAGCAGAAGGCGCCGUGGGGUGGCUACCGGUGAGACAGGAACGGACCCACGAAGACGCCGCGUGUCGAUGGGCCGACCUGCUUGUCAACCUUGGCGCUGGGGGAACGCGAACCCAUGGAAUGCUUGGCAGUGGUGAUUUUGUUUGUGGACGACACGACAGGGCCCUAUUGUCCCAACUCACCAACAAGGCACCUGUUUGUCGGUUUGUCGUCUCGUCUUGUACAGUACACUAACGUUAAUAUCCCUGUCUAUUCGAUCGGCUCGAAUUACCUGGCUCCCGGAGUUAUGGAAGGGGACAGAAGGACAGAGCUCCCUGGGCUGGUAAAAAGUACUGUAGCUUAUAUUCAUUUGUUAGCCAUACCGGAUAUGGCUGAAGGCUUGCUGCGUAUAAUGACAUGAUCCAAGAUAAUCAAUGGGAACUGAUUCUCCUCG